Anopheles cruzii is the source of this 2102-nucleotide messenger RNA. It is a transcript of the gene Lsd-2, whose product is annotated as lipid storage droplets surface-binding protein 2. The record is from RefSeq and is a predicted model, not a curated record. NCBI's taxonomy places the organism in Eukaryota, Metazoa, Arthropoda, Insecta, Diptera, Culicidae. The transcript has 3 exons. The coding region runs from base 255 to 1229 and encodes 324 amino acids. Gene Ontology annotation, biological process: positive regulation of triglyceride storage; lipid storage. Gene Ontology annotation, cellular component: cytosol; lipid droplet.
GCCGCUCGAACGCUCACUCCACUCGCGGAAGUUCAGCAUUGCAGUUGAGCGCAGUCGAAGAGCUCCCGAACCCCGAAGCGCAGUGCGCAACAGUUAUCCAGUUAAAAAUUCGUGUCAAACACAGAGUGAUCUUUCGAGUGAAUCCCACAUUUUUUGUUCGUUCCGUUUUUUCGCGUUGUAAUUGAUUUGUUUCUUGACUGUCGAGUCGAAUAAGCAGCGCUCGAGUUUUUGCACGCUACGCUAAAAACGGAAAUAUGUCGUCCAAAGUGCAGGAAAACUGCAACGGGAAUGCUACCGCUCCAAGCAACGACACCGAUGGGGCACCGUCAAGCGCAGCGGCACUGUUGCCGCAUCUCGAAUCACUAGACCGGAUGCUGAAGCUGCCGGUGGUCGACGCAACCUGGCAGCAAACGCAGAACGUGUACGGCCGCGUGAAAGAUUCAAAUCCAUUGCUUAGUUGGGCGCUUGGGACGGCCGAAGAUGUUGUGUACCGGGCCGUUACUAUCUCCGCACCGCUGGUGCAACGGCUCGAUCGUCCACUGCAACUGGUAGACCAGACACUCGUCAAAGGCAUCGACAAGUUGGAGGUAAACGCACCAAUCAUCAAGGAGCAACCGGCCGAGAUCUAUCAACAGGCACGUACCCGCGUCAUCGAAACAGUUAAGCCGCACAUCGAGAAGGUAUGUGAGCUGCGCUCUGCCUCACAGCAGCGGGCCGCUUCGCUGAAAGACCUGUCGUGGAAGAAAGCUAACGAGGUGCUGGCAACCCAGUACGGUAGCCUGGCGGUAAACGGCGUGGAUACUACCGCUCAGCUUGCAGAACGAUUGCUUGACUACUACUUCCCCAAGCCGGAAACUGACGCCGAUGACGAUAACGUGCCAAUCUCUGCCAAGGAUGACCCAGUGCUGCACACCGUCCAGACGGUCGGUCGUCUCUCGAACAAAGUGGCCCGGCGUGUCUACCGCACCGUUUCGAAGCAAGUGAAGUCGUUGCGAAAGGAAGACGUUCGGGACUACGUUGCGACGCUUAUUGCCGUACUGCGCCUGACUCAGUAUCUGAACUUCAUCAACGAGAAACGGCAGUCGAUCGAAAGUGGAUCCGUGACCCAAACGAAGGAAGCAACACUACCGACCGUGUCCACCAGCGCCUCCCCCGCAACUUCUGCCAGCACGUCGGACGUGGUGGCCACCACGAAGAACAGUAAAACGCUCCAGCAGGAACAUAACUGAGAGAGAGCGAAUAGCGCAAGGAGGAAGCCCCGGAAUGUCAUAUAUUCCUUGGUUGUAGCAGUAAACUACAAUCAACGGGGGAAGCGUUCUUGGAGAGCUACUACCGAGAAUGAAAACAUGAUACCGUACAUCUCUCUUUCUCUCUCUCUCGUACUAACACUAACAGCUUCCCUACGCCAGACAAUCUAUCCCUUCUACCAGUAAGAGGUGGGACAUGUACCAUGGGUCAGCCAAAGUUAGUGAUAGCGUUAUGCGCCCAGAAAGGCUUUUCUAUGACACAGUAGAUGUGAAAUAGAGACACGGAACACGAUCCGAGAUGGGAGAUAAACGACUGCACGCAAUAGCAGUUAUCGUUAUAUUUUUGUUUGGUUUUUCGUAAAUUUUAAUGUAGCGUAGAGCAACUACCAUACAUGAUGAGCAAAGACAUUUAUGCACCUUAUAAAAAUCAUGAUGAGUGUGUGAGUGCGCGUGUUGCGGCGGAUUGGGCUCGGGUCGCACACCCCAAAUACCUCUAUCCACAUUUGCACCUGCCAAAGCGUGCCAAAGUGUAAUGUUUCGUUCUUCCCGCUUUAUUUUACUGGCGGCGGUCGUAUCACUCUGAAGCCACCUGGUUGCCUGAGGGUGCUUUAUUAUUCGAUUACUGUGCGAUUAUUCUAUUAGUCUAUAUUUGCUUUAUACAUACUACCGGAUCACUAGCGGGCGUCCCGAAAGCGAGAACCCUGCAGCGCAGUAUGCUUAAGGAUCGACGCCGCGCACUGCAUGUCAUAGCGAAUGCACCCUUCUUUGUUAUUUGAAGGCCUUUAUGUGGAAAUAUGCAUGUGUUUAUAUUUUGUCCAAUUCUUUAUGUUUAUAAUAAAAAACGUAAUGCGAUUU